AUGAAGAAAUACUAUCGUGGAUGGACUUCUAGAAUGAGUGAUCCAAACGCCGUUCCAGCUCAGUGCUGGGGUAAGCUUCUUUGUUUGGCACAAUCAUCAAAUAAUGGUGUUCGAAAUGGAGCAAAGCAGCCCAUGUCAAAAGAAGAUCGUAAAUUUGUCGAAAAUGCAAUGGCUGAAGCGGCACGUGCGACAGAUCCAGUCAGGCAUAUGUCAAAAUAUAUUAACAUGUUGAAACUAAUCGAAAAUCCAAGCGAAGAGGAUGCAGAAGAUGUCAGACGAAUCAUUGAUGAAGCAGAAGAUUUACUUUGUGAUAUUGACUUUGCUAGAGAUUUCUGCAAAUUGGGCGGGCUCACUGAAGUGAUUAGGAUUUUGAAGGAGGAUUGUGAAGCUGUACGAACAGAAAUAGCGCGAGUGAUUCCGUUGUUGGCAGAAAACAAUCCGUAUGUUCAAAACCUCAUGUUUGAAAUAGAUUUGUUGCCAUAUUUGCUUGAUGUUCUUGAAGAUGAUAGCGCUUCUGAGGAAUUAGAGAUGAAGGUAUUAAGUGCCUUAUCAUCACUUAUUCGAGGUCAUGAAAAAACCUUCAACCAGUUUUGUGGGCUAAAAGGUCUAGAAAAGAUUGUGAAUGGUUUUUACCGGGCAAUAAAAAAACACGACUUAAAGCUGGCUAACAAGGCAUUAUUGGUCACUACCAGCAUAGCAAGCAGUCUUGGAGAAGAUGUAGUGAAUUCUAAUUUCGUACCUGCCUUGAUUGAUAUGGCUCUGCAGUUAUCGGCUGAUAGUGCUGGUUGCUCGUAUGCUUUCGACUAUCUUUCAAGUUUCUUUGGCGAUUUAGUACCCACUGUUGAUUCCUUGCAGGAUGGUAUUUGCAGUACACAUGCUAAAAACCUAGAUAAAAAAUGGAAAAUACGGUUUUCUGAGUUAGCAGAAAGGCAGUUGGAGCAUGAAAAACAAAAUCUCCAGUCAAGUGGAAUAGAGGUAUUCUUUGGGCUAACAUUAAAUGAAGUGCUUCACUGUAAAUAUCGAAAAUCUCAGAAAGCAGAUUGCUUUGCCAAACGUGAUGGAAUGAUUGCGUAA
This is a messenger RNA of Thelazia callipaeda (thelaziosis nematode), 1074 nucleotides long. The record is from the annotation of a GenBank genome assembly. Lineage: Eukaryota; Metazoa; Nematoda; Chromadorea; Rhabditida; Thelaziidae.